AUCGACUAAUCAAAAACAACGGUGCUCUCUAGGUGUACUUUGGAUUAAAAUAGAAUUACUUUCAUUUUGCCGUUCCAUAGUUUUGUAGCCGAUUUUUUUUAGCGCGAUGAAGCAAUUCCUCUUUCUGUGCUUUUUGUGGACUCUCUUCAUUUGUUCCAGUCAGGGACAAGAUAUUGAAUGCCUUCCUACUGAAGUAACUGUACAGGUGAAGGACUAUUUUCAAUGGCAUUAUUACUGCAAAAAAAUCUGCCCCUACUCCCAAUUCGUAUACCGGAAGAAGUGUUAUGACGCAUGCCCACUAACUACCGCUCCUAAGGAAAACGGCUUCAUCAAAUACUGUGCUAGUGAUUUUGAAAACUUCACUUGCCCAGAUUCUAUAUGCCAAAAAGAAUACCCUUAUUGUUUCAAUGAUAUUUGUCUUGACGCUUGUCCUGAAUAUACAGUUGGUUACAGGAAAUCUUGCGUUUUGAAUUGCCCCCCAGACGCCAAAUUCGUUACAGCUUAUUCUUGUGAUGGAGUGUGCUAUUCCGGAAAUAAAAAAUGUUCUUCCGAGUGUCCAGAAUCCCACCCAUUUGUAUUUAAAUCAAAAUAUCUUUACCAUUGUUUGAACAAGUGCCCAUCAUUCACAGCUGUAAAUAACAGGAAGUGUGAAUUAUCGUGUCCACUUGCUCGUCCUUAUCUUCACAGUGGACGAUGCCUCUCAAAGUGUCCCUUAACUCACCCGUUCGCGAUGUUGCGGAACUCGCUCUUCAACGAGAUACUUGUGUGUACAGAUAGAUGUCACGAGGGUAUGGGGUCUUACAAAAAUGCGUGUGUCUCAAUAUGUCCAAGUAAAUCGCCAAACGAAUAUCACGGAAAAUGUGUAUCCUUUUGUGGAAAAGAUCGGCCUUAUGUUAAUACAACACCUUCUAAAAAGUCUACCAUAUAUCAUCAGCAGUGUGUAGCAAAGUGUCCCAAAGAGAAAAAUCUUUGGACAGAAAGGAAUGAAUGCGUAUCCAAUUGUCCAGAAACCACUAUACUUUUUAAUGAUACUUGUGUAACUGAAUGUCCAAGUGAUUAUCCAUUGAACUACACGAAAGAAAAGAAUGACAAAAUAAAAUAUGAGUGUGUUGAAAGAUGUCCAGAGAAUACUUUCCAAUACAAAGAAGUCUGUUUUGAUAUUUGUCCACCUUACUUAAAACAUUACUUAUCAAACUGCACGUUAAACUGUCCGAAAGCUUAUCCAUUUAUAUCAAGCGACAAUGUCUCUUGUGUUCAGUCAUGCCCAGCUUCUGAAGUUUAUAGCGAGAACAAAUGUGACAAAAGUUGUCCACAGGAGAAAAAGUACAUCGUAAACAAGACAUGUUUUGAAUUUUGUCCGGAUGCCUUUAAUCUUCAACUAGAAACACAACAGGGUACCCUUUGUUUGAAACCACCUUGUCCCCCCAGUUUUGUUCUGGUAGAAGGGACGAACCAAUGUGCACGUAGCUGUCCAAAGAAUAUGUUUAUUAUUGAUGAUGUGUGUAGAAAUGUAAGCACAUGUCCAAACGGAACAUUCACAGAGAAGUCCUCCCAUGGUACAUUAUGUACAGAGAAAUGCUCCAACUCGCUUUAUAUUAAUGGUAACAUGUGCAUAAAGAAAUGUCCCUCUCAUACUGUAAUAGAAGACCAACACUGCAACAACAACUGCUCAGGCACCAAGCCAUACCGUUUUCCUAGGGGCAGUGAUUAUGAUAACCCAGCGAUUCUUUGUGUGUCUGAAUGCCCAGAUGGGUAUUGUAUGUAUCAGAAUAAAUGUAUUUCCUGCAAUGAAUGCCAAGACCAUCAGCAAGUAGUGUAUAAAAACCUUUGUGUAGACAGUUGCCCACCCACCUAUGUAAUUGACAGCGAUUAUAUUUGUUUCUAUAACUCAUAUUACCUUCACAAAGGAUUACAAGCAAUGUUCUUUCUAUUUACAAUUAUUUGCGUUUUCUUUAUCAUUGUUCUCUGCUGUUAUAGAGGACCCUUGAAAUGUUCAAGAAAAUCGCCCGAAGAAGAACAAGAAGAUUUAGCUAGUCUGAUAGAAGAAACGGAGGAAAACCAAGAAGCUUGACCAUUUCCUUUGGACAAAUGCCAGUUAUUUUUCUAGUCGACGUUUUUUUUUCUUGUUCUCUAAAAGCACAUAUUUACUCCAGUGCAUCAUACUUGAGCAAAUACCUAAUAAUGUAUACAUUGGUCUUUUGGCAGCUCAAAUACUACUGAAAUUUCAAUUAUGUACCUUUUGUAUAGGUGGUGCGGUUUCUUGAGUGUUUUAUGGAAUGAUGACUUCCGUCGUAUCAUAACACGAGCGGCUGAACCGAUUCUUGUGUUGAAUUAUGGGCGUUAGCACUUAAAAAAACUAUGACUCCACGGCUAAUUGUAUGACAAUUAUUAUAUUAAGGAAGUCAAAGAAUUCAGUACCUCCAUUACAAUGUAACAUUGAUAGUGCAAGCCAUACUUGUUAAGAAGAAUGGACAUAUACGUUCAACAUGAGUAUGCAUUUUGAUUAUUAGUGUACGGGUUCAAUGUUUGUGACAUCAUUUAAAAUGUUGUUUUACCUACUUGUAUUUGUCAUAGUUAAAUAAUUACUGAUAUUUUCUUCAUUGAAAUAAUAUGUUGUAAUUAAAAUCUGUUUAAUAC
Magallana angulata is the source of this 2637-nucleotide messenger RNA. Its product is annotated as proprotein convertase subtilisin/kexin type 5-like. The transcript has 3 exons. Bases 107 to 2071 code for a protein of 654 amino acids. The record is from RefSeq and is a predicted model, not a curated record. Lineage: Eukaryota; Metazoa; Mollusca; Bivalvia; Ostreida; Ostreidae.